Fusarium graminearum PH-1 is the source of this 753-nucleotide messenger RNA. RefSeq lists its product as uncharacterized. The transcript is spliced from 3 exons. NCBI's taxonomy places the organism in Eukaryota, Fungi, Ascomycota, Sordariomycetes, Hypocreales, Nectriaceae. Gene Ontology annotation, biological process: carbohydrate metabolic process; pentose-phosphate shunt, non-oxidative branch. Gene Ontology annotation, molecular function: transaldolase activity. The coding region runs from base 1 to 753 and encodes 250 amino acids. Gene Ontology annotation, cellular component: intracellular anatomical structure. The record is from RefSeq and is a predicted model, not a curated record.
AUGGUCAAAUUGCAACUGUUAAUCGUCCCAAAUGUGACGGGUUACGUGCAUAUUCAGACCAACCCAAAGCUGUCUUACUCAACUGAUGGCACAAUGAGUGAUGCUCACAGAAUCGUCAACAUCUUCAAGGCGCUGGCACCCGAAUUUGACACAAAGAGGGUGUGCAUUAAAAUUCCUGCCACUUGGGAAGGCCUUCAAGCGUGUCGUGCACUUGAAGUUGAAGGAAUCGCUACACUUGCUACCACCAUGUUUUGCAUGGAACAAGCGACAUUGGCUGCAGAUGCACAGUGCACUUACAUUGCACCCUAUGUUAACGAGCUCAAGGUUCAUUUUGAAGCAGGAUACGUUGAUGAGCAUAAAGCCUUUGACUUUUGUCGUGAAGCGCAGACCUACUACAUCAACCAUUCGUGCCGCACGCAAGUACUAGCUGCGUCGCUCACGUCGGUCGAUGAAGUUAUGCAGCUUGCAGGCAUCCAACAUAUUACAAUCUCCCCAAAUCUGCUCAACGGACUUGCUUCCACCAAGCUGUCGGACUGGGAUGGAAAACUCGGGGAUUACUUUGCGCAAGGUCCCGCAAACAAGAGCUGGGAGACAAGAGACUACAAUGCUCUGACCAAAAAUGAAAGCGCGUGGAGAAUGGCUUUCACCAGAAGCGGCUUUGGCACAAGUGAAGGUAAGAUCAUCCAGGCUAUCAAUUACUUUGCCGAUUGCCAGGAGAAACUGGAGGAUUUGGUGCGACAGUAUGCGAAAUGA